AUGCGAGUGAAGACGGUGAUAAGGGGCAAGAGGACGGCCGGAACGGUGCACUACUGCACCAACUGCGCGAAUGACCUGGUGGCCGGAGGCGAGAUCGAUAUCUACCCCGCGCACCGCUCACAAACUCCUACUACAAUGGGCGGGAUCACAGUGUCACUGAACAAGUGGGGUCGAUGGGACUUGCUGAAGAACCUGAAGACCAUCAAGACCCAAAAGAAGGGGUGCCUGCUGGACAAGGUGCCCCAGUACCACGACAUGGCCAAGGGCUCCUGCCAGUGA
Molecule: messenger RNA, 279 nt
Organism: Acanthamoeba castellanii str. Neff
Lineage: Eukaryota; Discosea; Longamoebia; Acanthamoebidae
Exons: 2
Coding region: 1-279 (92 amino acids)
Source: RefSeq, a predicted model, not a curated record